CUGUUAUUGGAGGAGGAAUUGGAGGAACAGCAGCUGCAUAUUUCUUGAAACAUCAUUUUGGAGAUGACCUUGUCCUACAUCUGUAUGAAUCACAUGCAGUCGGGGGGCGUUUGGCUGUGCGUUCUAUUGCUGGAAACACUUACGAGAUUGGUGGUGCUGUUAUUCAUCCAGAAAACAAGUACAUGAAGGAGUUUACCAGUAAAUAUGGCCUUUCUGAAAAAGAAAAGUGCCUCAGUCGAAUGGGAAUCUUCGAUGGAGAUGAGUAUGUGUUCCAAGCCAGUAACUUUGGCUUUGCUGAUACUGUCAAGUUGUUUUGGAGGUACGGAUGGGAUGUGCAUAGUUUCCAUAAGAGCACUAAAGACUUGCUAAAGAAAUUCAAUAGGAUCUAUGAUUUGCAGGGUCAAGGCCAAGCAUUUUCCAAUGUAAGCGCUUUACUUAAAGCUGUAGACCAAGAUUUGCUGGAUAUGACACAUCUUUCAGUACGGGAUUGGUUUAAAAAAAAUGGCUACAAGGACAAUAUUAUAGACGAGUUAGUGACAGCAGUAACAAAGUGCAACUAUGGACAGAAUGCAGAUAUACAUGCCUUAGUUGGAGCAAUAGCUGUAGCUGGAGGAGACCCUAAUCUAUGGUCUGUAAAGGGAGGUAACAUGCGUGUAGCAGAAGAACUUCUGAAGCAUUCUCAUGCCACACUACUCAAACGUAAAGUUAAAGAAAUUAUGCUGAAUGAAGACGGAAAUUUUAUGGUAACAUCAGUGGAGGCAGAAACAUCAGAUAAACAGGGUGAAAGACGUUCACGAAACAGCAGUGUGGAUAACAAAGAAGAUAAAUCUCGUUCUAAAGUCUAUGACCUUGUUGUGGUUGCUACACCUUUGACUAAGGACACAAGUGGUAUUCAGUUUGUUAAUUUUACAAAGAAAUUAACAUUUCCAGGCCGUUAUGAAGAGAUCUUUUGUACAAUGGUUCAGGGUAAAUUGUGUCUAGAAAGUGUAAAACUAACUGAAAAGUAUCCUCUUGAUGAAAUUUUGGUAACAAAGGCACCGCGUGUUUACAACUCAAUAAGCAGGCAGACACCAACUGAUGCCGUGUGCUCAAAGGAGUAUCCAGAUGUCUGGAAAAUCUUUUCAGGGACUUCUCUUACUGAAGAACAUUUGAACGUCUUGUUUAACGAGUGGGAAACAGUCCAUGAGGUUAGGUGGUUCGCAUAUCCUCAUUAUGACUCUGACCAACAGCUCGGAGACUUUGAGUUGCAUCCUGGCCUCUACCAUUUAAAUGCUAUAGAGUGGGCAGGAAGUGCUAUGGAAAUGAGCUGCAUUGGGGCAAAAAAUGUGGCAUUGCUAGCCCUCAAACACUGGCUGCAAGAUCCAACAGCUGGGAAAAUGGGGAUAUUGAGGGAAGAACUGUGAUUCAACUAGUCUAGAUAGAGUUGAUAAAGAAAAUGGGUUAAUCAAGUGUUAUUUAUGGCUGUGAUAGUAGUGCCUGGUAUGUAUAAGGAAUAUGAAAUUAUUGUAUUUGCUUUAUUUCUUUAGAGGAUUUCUUGUUACAGUUGUAAUGAAUGAAACAAAUUGCAUUCUAGUUUCUUAAGGUUUCAAAAAAAGAAAAAAUUCACAAAAAGAAUAGUUUUCAGUUGGGAUAUGAAAAUUGCUGUCCUUUGUUUCAAGCAAAGGGAAAAAAUUGUAUUCUUUUUUGUUGAUUGUUUUAAGAUACUUUAUUUUUUGUAUUCGUUUAUUUUUUUUGCAGCUACAGCAUGUAAAAAAGAAUAAAACUGAAAUACCA
Messenger RNA from Penaeus vannamei (Pacific white shrimp), 1773 nucleotides. The record is from RefSeq and is a predicted model, not a curated record. Lineage: Eukaryota; Metazoa; Arthropoda; Malacostraca; Decapoda; Penaeidae.